UAGUGGUGACGGAGCGGAGCGCGAUGCCGCUGGUGCCGCGGCUGCUGGUGCUGGUGCUGGUGGCGGUGCAGGACGGCGGCGGCUGUCACCAGCGGCAGAGGCCGAUCACAGGUGGCAGACGCAGGCUGAUUCCGCGAGAAGGAGCCUCGGCCUGCUACCUCCUGCCACUGACGGACCAUAAGAGGGUUCUUCGAGAAACCACAAGGCCGUUCGGAGAAUGUCAGAACUCAACAGUAACCAUUUUGGUGGACGGCCAGUGGCGCUGUGUGCAGACGCUCACAGGGCGGCUGGUGCCCCCGGCUGACGCCAUGAGCUGCCCCGAUGACGGCGCCUGGUACCUGCUCGGCCUCAGACACGUCAUUGGCACCCACAUGACUGUCCAGCCCUCUCGUCCAGAACCCGGCGAGAGGUUUGUUUGUUACCAGCUGCGGCGGCCCGAGCGAGACCCACUCUUCUGGCGGACUCAUUUGGAGAAGACCGACCUGGGGCUCUACUACUGCAAAGCUCUGUAUGGGUUCGGCACGGCAGCUGUUGCUCUGUACUUGGUGGCCGAUGCUGAUAACGUGCGGCACGGGUUCUGCUUUUUCGCCGGCUCCAGCUCGGACGUGCCGCGGGCGGUGUCCCCCGGCUGGUGCCAGCCCUCGGCGGGCGGCGUGCUCGCGCUCCGAGCCUGGCGCACAUAGCGCCGAGGGCAGCGCGCCCGCCCGGCCCGCCGCCGCUGUCAUCCGGGCAGCGUCCGGCCGUCCGGCCGUCCGGCCCCCGCUGCAACUGUGCCGGGAAGUGGUCUCUGUGGUCUCGACCUGUGCCGGGAAGGCCGGUACCGGGGCGCUCUAUCACGUCGCCGCCCACACGCACCAGUAUGGCGCCAGUGCCGGAGAGGCUGUGUGACGACACCGGCACCGCCCGAACACUGCCGACGGCCCGCAACACACACCCAUGGGGCGCCCCGGAAGUGACACACUGUAAUGUAACUGUGACAGGCUAAUGUAACACGAGCGUGAGCAGGUUACGCUGCCGAUCGAGCAAUGCCGCAUUUGGAGUCUUGCGAACGGCAAAGAUUCAACGUGACGUCACGCAGAAUCUUUGCCGUCCGUGGACUAGGAACCCGGCCUAGAAACUGUUCACUGCGUUCCUUUUAUGUGGAGCUGCUCAGCCGAAGAUUGCUGCAGCCAGAGUAUAAUAAAGUACCGUAAUAGUAGUAUCCACCGCGCCGGUUGCCUGUCGGCUCAGCGCUGGCAGCCGCCGCCUGGAACCGGUAGACUGUGCCGCCUGACUGGAGUGUUGAGCGGGUCAGCCUACCCAGACCGGCCCGGCUCGGCGGUGGAGACUGAGCGCUGUGUGGGCUGGACGUCCCCGCGAGGAGCGCAGGACUUCGUGCCUCUUACACCCAAAUGCAUAUCCACCUAGAAUCCGUUUGGCUGAAUCUGGUUUUUGCACAAUAUUCGCAUAAAAAUAUGACAUAGCACUUUAUGGGAUAAUUAUGCAUGUUAUGUAUUUAAGCAUAAGGGAAAAUUUAUUUGGAAGUAAAAGCAACGAAACUCUGUAAUAGUGAUGGAAACAGACAACAGUGCAUUGUCCAUUUAAUUAAGUCGUCCAAAGACAUUGCACAUCCAUCACAUUGUGCUUGAAACUGAUUUGUGUGUAAAAGGCGAGCCGCGGGAACACCGAGAAAGUCGCCGGGCCGAUAAAUUCCUCUGCCACUGUCAAAAGUGUCCAUUAUAAGAUGUAGCUAUACGGUUUCAUCACGUGUCUUUCAGGAUCUGAGAAUGUUUUCGAGCAUGGACAGCUGAAGAGUUUGCUGAGCUCCGUUGACUCCGUUAAUUGAAUCACAUGUCUAUGAGCGUUUUAUUGCCGUGACCAUCCGUGACCAGCUGUGACCACAAAACCGCUGUGACCUUGUACCUUUGUAAUGACAUGCGCGUUAGCUGAUCCAGUAGUCAUCGCCCUCUAGUAACGGCUGUACGCUUGAACAUUUUACACGACCUUGAGCUGAGAUGACGUCCAUUACAUAUAAUACCAAGAUGAGGUUUC
This is a messenger RNA of Amphibalanus amphitrite, 2031 nucleotides long. RefSeq lists its product as uncharacterized. The record is from RefSeq and is a predicted model, not a curated record. The coding region runs from base 24 to 683 and encodes 219 amino acids. The transcript is spliced from 5 exons. NCBI's taxonomy places the organism in Eukaryota, Metazoa, Arthropoda, Thecostraca, Balanomorpha, Balanidae.